AUGAACAUGUGGACUGCCUGCGCCGCGGUAUCGUCGACCACGGUCCCCAGCCUUGCCAUCGAUCCGCUCAUCACCAGGCUGCUCCGCGCAAACGGAGCAGCGGCAUUUCCGCCGAGCCUUGACGAGAUCAACGCUGCGGCUGAGGGGCUCACCGUCUGGCGCCAUGCGCUCGCGGCCGGCCGCCUGCCAGAUUACGGAGGCACAGACGGUGGGUUGCCGCCCUGGCCACCACAGCCACUGCUCGGCACGCUGACCGACACGCUGAGCCGCCUCAGUCUGCCGCGAGCGACGGCGCGGCACCCGUCGCUCGUCCCGGCAGCCCUCGCCGCCGUGCUCGCCGCUGCGUCUGAAUUCGACGCGCGUCGGGUGGCCGCGAUAGCGCUAUCCGUCGAGUCGGAGUGGGCUUCGCCGCUGCGCGGCGUCCGCGCCGUCGAGGGCUUGGGAGGUGGCAGCGGUGGCGACGUCGGCGCGCUGACUGCUGCGCCAGGCGACAGCUUCAGCCUGGCCGACGGGCUGUGGCGGCACUCGGGCUGGAGUGCUCUCGAGGGUGUGCAGGCGAAGCUGCGCGAGCUGGACGAGCUCAGCGAGCUGGUGGCGAGCCUCGGCCAGCGGGCCGCGCCGGAGGGCACUCCCAUCCGCGGGCCUGCAGCCGCGCCCUCUGCCGCGCUGAGCGAGCUCUCCCCGCGCGAGCUGUCCGGCCUGUCGUAG
Messenger RNA from Emiliania huxleyi CCMP1516, 708 nucleotides. RefSeq lists its product as hypothetical. The transcript is spliced from 3 exons. Lineage: Eukaryota; Haptophyta; Isochrysidales; Noelaerhabdaceae. The record is from RefSeq and is a predicted model, not a curated record. The coding region runs from base 1 to 708 and encodes 235 amino acids.